AUGGUGGACGAGUCACAUCAGCUGUUUGAAGGAGAGUCUGUCUCUCUGAGCUGUGAGGAGGACGACAGCUCUGCUGGAUGGACGCUGAGGAGGAACACAACCAGAGAAACCAGGACUCAGUGUGGAUCUGACUGGGGAAGAUCAGCUGGUUCUUCCUGUUACAUCACCCACAAUUUCCCAUUGGACAGUGGAGUUUACUGGUGUGAGUCCAGAGAGGGAGCAACCAGUAACACCAUCAACAUCACUGUCACUGGUGGACCAGUGAUCCUGCAGAGUCCUGUCCUCCCUGUGAUGGAGGGACAUGAUGUCACUCUGCACUGUAAAACAGAGACCCCUCCCUCCAACCUCCCAGCUGGUUUCUAUAAAGAUGGCUCCCUCAUCAGGACUGAGCCUACAGGUCACAUGACCAUCCACCAUGUUAACAAGUCUGAUGAAGGCCUCUACAAGUGUAACAUCAGAGGUCGUGGAGAGUCUCCAUCCAGCUGGAUCUCUGUCACAGGGAAACCCACCACUACACGUCCUCCUACGUCCACCUGUCUAUUUUCAUCACCAGCUCCUCCUCCUCCCUCUGUGAUGCUGUGGUCUGUUCCUCUGUCAUGUGUUCUGGUUCUACUGGUUCUACUGGUUCUACUGGUUCUACUGUUCAGGUGGUGUGUUCAGAGGAAACAUCCAGCUACUAAAGAAGAAGUUGUAGAAAAUGACAUCACAGAGGACAUCACAUACAGUGACAUCAGAAUAUCACAUCAUCAACGGCAGCCAAUCAGACGAAGCAGAGAGACUGAUCCAGCUGCAGUCUCCUCAGCACUGAGAGGACCAGAUGACAUCACUUACGGACAAAUAGCCAUAAGAGGAGAGAGUUUCCAGCAGAUCCAGAGGUCGUCUACUCUUCACUGAGGUAGACCUUCACACCUUCACACCAGUCCAACCACUGAUGUCCAGCUGGCCUGGAACUGGUCCCCAGAGCCCCUCACACCUCAGCACAUUAAUUUAUUAGAUUUCACUGUUAAAGAUAAAUUAGACUCAGGCAGCUACAAAGUAACACAUCUUUAUUUUUAUUUUUCCUUUAUUUAACCAGGAAGUCCCAUUGAGAUUCAGAAUCUCUUUUACAAGAGACACCUUGUCAAGGUAGCAGCCAAAUCACAACAAAUGCAUACACUUAUACACACUUAUACACAAACAGUAACAAAACAGGUUGAUUUUCAAGUGUCCCAAAAAGACAUAUAUAUCCCUUGGAAAGCGACAUAUAUGACUGUUCCCCAUCAUGACAUCUGAGAGAGUUGGCAAGUCCAGCGACAGGCGUACUGGACUUUCAGUAAGUCAGUUGACCCUAAGUCAUGUGACGUUUAACACGUAGUAAACGUUGUGAAACGGUCAUGCUUUGGUUAAGUUUAGGCUACAGGACCACUUGGUUAGGAUUAGGAGAAGAUCUCAGUUUGGGUUAAAAUAAGUAAUAAGUCACGUGACUGAAGUCAAAAAGCUAUUUAACUUUCUCUCACACGGGACUCGAACUUUGGUUUCCAGAGUAAGGGUCCGUAAUUUGCUUCACUCGUCCAUCCACCCCUCAUCAAGACUUUGUCGACCUUUAAAUUACCUGACUUGUUCUGCCACUAGAGGUAACGGCCAAACUAGAACGUAAAUAUGUGUUGUGAGAUAAAUAAUAAGAGACAUAGAUGAACGUUUCUCUGGUGAGGGCGGGCUGGAGAGAGACAGACAGGUCAGAUUUAGUGCAACAAAAAUAAAAUUGUUAUUUAUUGUUUUGUGGGUGAUGUAAUAACUUUACUGCUAUUUAUAUUGGAUUAAUUCUUUUUGUUUCUUGUUGAACAGCAACUUGUUUUUUUUUCUGUUGGAUCAAUAAACUUUGUCUGUCUCGUUCUUGUU
Micropterus dolomieu (smallmouth bass) is the source of this 1878-nucleotide messenger RNA. RefSeq names its product high affinity immunoglobulin gamma Fc receptor I-like. The transcript is spliced from 7 exons. Gene Ontology annotation, molecular function: transmembrane signaling receptor activity. NCBI's taxonomy places the organism in Eukaryota, Metazoa, Chordata, Actinopteri, Centrarchiformes, Centrarchidae. Bases 1 to 894 code for a protein of 297 amino acids. The record is from RefSeq and is a predicted model, not a curated record. Gene Ontology annotation, biological process: cell surface receptor signaling pathway.